Molecule: messenger RNA, 1530 nt
Organism: Lindgomyces ingoldianus
Lineage: Eukaryota; Fungi; Ascomycota; Dothideomycetes; Pleosporales; Lindgomycetaceae
Exons: 3
Coding region: 1-1530 (509 amino acids)
Cellular component (GO): mitochondrion
Source: RefSeq, a predicted model, not a curated record
AUGUCACAGCGCCAAGUCCGCUUCAAUGUCAACGAACUAGUUCGUUGUGCUGCCGAAGCUAUCGGAGCGAAAUCAUGCGUUAGAAUUGAAAAGUAUCCCGAUGGCAUGUACAACAAAAGUAUGCUUCUAACCAUGGAUAAUGGCUCUCACGUUGUGGCCAAAGUUCCAAAUCCAAAUGCAGGCAUACCACAUUUUACCACUGCAAGUGAAGUUGCGACAAUGGAUUUCGCCCGGAAUGCCCUUGGCACUCCUGUUCCCAGGGUCUUGGCUUGGAAUUCUAUGGCCCAGGAGAAUCCCGUUGGUGCAGAAUAUAUUAUCAUGGAGAAGGUUCAAGGAAUCGAGCUCGAGCGCGUUUGGCCAGGUAUGAGUAUAAAAGACAAACUUACUGUUGUAAAGGCCAUUGCUGGUUUCCAGAAAGCUUGGACCUCGGUUUCCUUCAAGAAGUUUGGAGGUUUAUAUUACGCAAAGGAUCUAGACAAAUCAACCGAACAUAAGCCGCUAUACGUCGAUGCAAAUGGGGUUGAUAUCGUAGAUGAAAAAUUCGCGGUUGGCCCAUCUACAGGACGCGAAUCAAUUGACAACAGAAGGGCAACUAUUAAAUUUGACAGAGGACCAUGGAACUCUUUAGAGGAAUAUCACAAUGCAAUUGGGCAUCGAGAAAUAGCAUGUGUUAGCCAGCUUCCUCACCUACCCAAGUCUCCAAUAACCCUCUGUGGUCCGGGAACCUACGAACCGACGAGAGGAAGAAAGCUUAAGGCAUUGCACUGCUAUCUCAAGUUAAUCAGGUUCCUUCUCCCUGUGGAUCGAACCAUUUCAUCGGCGCAUCUCUGGCAUGGCGACCUACACGUUGCUAACAUCUUCGUAAAUCCUUCGGAACCUACUGAAGUUGUGGGCCUUAUAGAUUGGCAGUCUACCGAAUUAUCUCCUCUCUACUUUCAUGCCCGCCAACCUCAUAUACUCGACUAUGAUGGCCCGCCGGUCUCUAAUUUAGAGCGGCCGCAGCUACCAAAAGACAUAGAAAAGCUUGAAGCAACCGCAAAGAAACAAGCAGAGACUUUAUAUUUACAGCAAUCACUGUGCUCUCUCUACAACACUCUGAUUCACUAUAAAAACCCACAACUUUACGCUGCCCUUGAGUUCCAACAAACCACGAGCUACCUGCUUCUGCUCUUAGCACGUAACCUCCUCAUCGAUGGGGAGGCAUCCUACCUAUUGCAAGUGGCUGAGUUAGAGGCAACAUGGGUCGCUCUUCCCGGAGCUAAAGGCUCAACUUAUCCAUUCUCUUUUUCAUUGAAGGAACGGGAGGAAAUCGAGGCUGAGGUUGAAGGUGUAGUACGCGGUAUGGAAGCGAUGCGUUCAAUUUGGGAGAAUAUUGGUGGAUUAUUUCCUGAGCAGGGAAUAGUGAGGUCAGACCAAUACAAGGAGACGCUAAACACAUUAGCUCAGAUGAAGGACAAGGUUAUUAAGAAAUUUGCAAGCACUGAGCAGGAGAGAGAUGUUUGGCAGAAGAUGUGGCCAUUUGGGACUUGA